AUGCCAAGGAGUGUACAACCUCCUAGGUGCGCGGACGGGAAGGUGGGAGAGCAGAAGCUGGAGAAGCCGCAGCGAGCUGGAGCUGCCAGAGGACCUGAAGAAGAAGCAGAAAAACCUGUGAAAACUAAGACCGUUUCUUCCAGUAAUGGAGGGGAAAGUUCCAGUCGCAGCGCUGAGAAGCGAUCAGCUGAAGAAGCUGCAGACCUCCCAACAAAGCCUACAAAGAUCUCCAAGUUUGGAUUUGCCAUAGGUAGUCAGACGACAAAGAAAGCCUCCGCCAUAUCCAUCAAACUUGGAUCAGGUAAACCUAAAGAAACUGUUCCAACUCUUGCUCCAAAAGCUCUUUCAGUAGCAGCAGAUUUUAAUGAAGAUGAAGAUAGCGAACCAGAGGAAAUGCCUCCAGAAGCAAAGAUGAGGAUGAAGAAUAUUGGAAGGGAUACACCAACAUCAGCAGGACCAAACUCCUUUAAUAAAGGAAAGCAUGGGUUUUCUGAUAACCAGAAGCUAUGCAAGCGAAAUAUAAAAUCUCAUCUUGGAAAUGUCCAUGACCAAGACAAUGAAAUAAUAUGUUUUGAAAUUGGGGUAUGGGGUGGGUAUAAAGUUAAAAGGAACAGUUUCCUUUUUAAAGAAUGAUAUAAGACUAUCUUUGGAGCCGACUUUUUUUUUUUUUUUAAGAUUGAGUGGUACACUAAUAAAUGAGAGUUUGAAAUUAGACGUAACUUAUGUUUUAUAUACAGAUUUCAAGACAUUUGCUAAUUCUGUAGUUUCAUGUAAUUAGUUUCCAAAGGUUACAGAUAAUUUUAAAAAAAUCAGAAAUGGUACCUUUCUAAGAAUUGCAUAUUUUUUUAGACACAACCAUUUAGCACAUUAAGAGGGAAGCAAAACAGUUAUUGUCUGUUUAAACUGCAAGCAAUUACUCUAACUUAACUCCCUUAUUAACCUAAACUUUCUGUCUCCCAGGAACAGCCUUAUAAAGAGGGAGUAUUGUACUGGGAGGAAAAUGUUACUGGAGUAUUGAAUGAAAGUGAAUUGGAUAAAAUUAAAAUAUUGCUUUUUUUCCUAAUGGACAUUUGUUUUGUUUCAAGUCAAACUAGAUAUUGCAUUGCUAUCAGUGGAUACAGAGGCUUAGCUCUUUAAAAGAAAAUUUUUUUAAUUUUAUGUAAACAGUUGAGUAUUUGAUAUAGCCCACUUCACCUUAAUGGGUCUUGUCUGCCUUCAUUAGUCUACAAAGAACAACUGUUUGCUACCAAAGUAAAUCAGUAUUUUGAAUGUGCUUCUCUUGGUUUUUGUUAUUAGCUUAGUUCCUGUAAGCAUUUCCACCAGACUUGAGGCAAGUCAUAGGAAGCUGUUUUUUUUUAAAAUACAAACCAUCACCAAAAAUUUUAAAUGUAGGUAAUACUUAAAUAUUUGGCUGUUUUAUUUUUUAAAAUGUAACAGACAGCAAAAAAGCAGCAUAGUGUCAAGAUGGAAAAUGAGAAAGAUGCGCUUUCUGUAAAUGUCAUACCAUUUAAGUUACUAAUUUGUGAAUUCCAUUUUGAUUUGUACUUAACUACAGGAAUCCUUAUUUAAUACAAUAAAAUGGUUUAUUUUAAGUGUAUGCAUAUUAACCAAUGGCCUCUCAAAAGCACAUUUUCAAUAUUGAAAAUAGAAAGAAAGAAAA
Molecule: messenger RNA, 1660 nt
Organism: Myotis daubentonii (Daubenton's bat)
Lineage: Eukaryota; Metazoa; Chordata; Mammalia; Chiroptera; Vespertilionidae
Product: PEST proteolytic signal-containing nuclear protein-like
Exons: 2
Coding region: 1-633 (210 amino acids)
Source: RefSeq, a predicted model, not a curated record